GGCGUGAGGGUCGGCGGUUGCUGACGGAGCUGUCCACACAACGGUUGUUGAGACAAGGGAAACUAACUGCUGAAGUUGUACGUCGUCCUGUUGGCAGGAGGGCCAAGAAGGGAAAGAGUGUUUAGUCAAACAGCUUCAUAUUAUGUAAUGCAUUUGGAAUGCUAAAGAGAAAAUUAUAGACUUUGAUAUUGAAGAAAAUGAAUCGAAACCCAAAUGAAAAUCCAACUCGAAGUACAGCAGGCUGUUUGCCUGUUCCAUUGUUCAAUCAGAAAAAGAGGAACAGACAGCCGUUAACUUCUAAUCCACUUAAAAAUGAUCCAGGUAUCAGUACUGCUUCUGACAGUUAUGAUUUCCCUCCUCUACCAACAGAUUGGGCCUGGGAAGCUGUGAAUCCAGAGAUGACUUCUUUAACGAAAACAAUGAACACAGGGCAAAUAUCACAUUCAGUUUCUCGUCCUCUGAGAAGUCAAGAUUCUAUGUCUCACUCUAUUCAAUCAAAUAAUAAAAGAAACCAGAGUGGUUGGAGCUACAAAGUUGGCAACAGAAAUACAAGUUUGAAAACUUGGGAUAAAAAUGAUUUUAAGCCUCAAUGUAAAAGAACAAACCUAAUGGCAAAUGAUGAAAGAAAUUCUUGUCCAAUGAGUUUGGGAGCCCAACAGCAGAAGCAAUUGAGAAUAUCUGAACCUUCUAACUUAUCUCACCAUAGAGAAACUGAGAUACUCAGACAGAUACAUUCAUCAAAAAUAUCUGGCUCCACAAUAAGAGGUCGAGACAAAAGCAAUGCAUUACAGGCAUUUAAGCCCAAUUUUCAACAAAAUCAGUUUAAGAAAAAGAUGUUGGAUGAUAUUCUAGAAGAAAACACUCUGAAGGAAACUCCAUUAUAUCAGUUACAGUUUAAGGAAAAAGAUAAUUCCUUAAGAAUUAUUUCUGCAGUUAUUGAAAGCAUGAAGUAUUGGCGUGAACAUGCACAGAAAACUGUACUUCUUUUUGAAAUAUUAGCUGUUCUCGAUUCAGCUGUUACACCUGGUCCAUAUUACUCAAAGACUUUUCUUAUGAGAGAUGGAAAAAGCACACUGCCUUGUGUAUUUUAUGAAAUCGAUCGUGAACUUCCAAGACUGAUUAGAGGCCGAGUUCAUAGGUGUGUUGGCAACUAUGACCAGAAAAAGAACAUUUUCAGAUGUGUUUCUGUCAGACCAGCAUCUGCUUCAGAACAGAAAUCGUUCCAAGCAUUUGUUAAAAUUGCAGAUGUUGAGAUGCAGUAUUAUACUAAUGCAAUGAAUGAAGCUUAAUUGGUGAUAAAAGGAAGUUUACAUAGUAUAAAUUGCAGCAUUUUUCUGUUAAUGCUUAAUUUACCAUCUCCAUAGUUUUAUAGUUAUUGUUUUUCUGUAUUUCAUUUAUUCAAUUAAAAUAUUUAAAUAUUUUAAAUGUGGAAA
Molecule: messenger RNA, 1433 nt
Organism: Carlito syrichta (Philippine tarsier)
Lineage: Eukaryota; Metazoa; Chordata; Mammalia; Primates; Tarsiidae
Gene: SPATA22
Product: spermatogenesis associated 22
Exons: 9
Coding region: 198-1289 (363 amino acids)
Biological process (GO): homologous chromosome pairing at meiosis; meiotic DNA repair synthesis; gamete generation
Source: RefSeq, a predicted model, not a curated record